AUGUCUGGACUGGAAAUUGCUGGCCUUGGAAUCGAAGCAUACCAUGAUAGUCUCGAUCCUGUCAAGAGCUUCAUGCGAUGGGAGCGCGAGCUUCCUCAGCUCAUUCGCAAGCUCCGAAACCAACAUGUACAUUACGCGCAAACAAUCCGUAUCCUUCUCGAGCCAAUCGCGGACGAGUUCGAGCUUGCGGAGCUCCUGCAAGAGCCUCACGGAAAGCUAUGGAAGGGUGACAUGGCACGCAAAAUGAGUGAAAGACUGGGAGAGUCCUACAAUGCGUACCACAACACCAUAGCGGAUAUUGAGCGCAUCACAAAGAAAAUCGCCAGCAAAUUGGACCUCGAUCGGGCAGCUGAGCUAACGCGGAACGAUCUUGAAGCGAUGCUGGCAGCGAACCCCAAGAAAGGCAACGAUCGGUUCGAAUUCCGCAGGAGGGUAAAAUUCGGGAUGUCAAGAAAAUCAAUCAAAGCCCUGUUAGAAGAGCUGGAUAACUGCAACAAGGAGCUCGAGAGAUUUACUGACAAAAGCGAAAGAAUCGAGACAAUCCGCCGGAGAACAAUCAAACCGACGUUUGCGAACCGCCUACAGCGCAUCCAGAAUACUAGCCUUCAGCUAGAUCAGCGUAGCAAUCUGUACAUGUCUACUGCUGCGAGGAAAUCGUCCCAAAACUCGAACAUGUAUUUCAAUGUGUCUUUCUCAAGCGACCCAGGAGACCCUUCGCAACUAUGGACUUGGCAAGCAGCAGAAAUCUUGGUAGAAGAGGAAGAAGAACGUAAUCUCUCGCUACUCCAACCGCCCAAUUUACCAAAGAUGCGGAAAACGGUCUCUUUUGGGGAUAAGCCGCCACCGCCUUACUCUGUAGACGAUCCAGCAACUGCUGGAGCCAAUGUCCCUUCACUACAGGAAGUCACGGAUCUUUGUGCAUCCAUUCAACAGCUUCACAGGAGUUCGCCCUGCAUAGGUUUCUCUUUCGAUACAAAAAAAAGACUGCGAGGGACCUACACCGUAGACACAUUGGCCGAAAAGCAACCCGCUCCUUCAGAGUUUGUUACAUUGGAACAGCUCCUCGAUCGACCACCAACACGCAAUGGUCGAGUCGCGAAACUCAGCAAGAAAGAGCGGUACGGUCUAGCUCUCACACUCGCAAGCAGUACCCUACAGCUGAAUGCGACACCUUGGUUCAAAGAUCAAUGGUGCGCAAAGGACAUUAUAUUCCAUCAGAAAGAGGACGGUUCUCGCUUAGUCGAUGUCGACCGUCCAUAUGUUGCACCGCAAGCCGAGACACUGACUGCUUUUGCCAACAGCCGUCCGAAGAAGAGCUUCCAGAACAAGAACACGAUUCUGCUGGCGCUUGCUGUCGCCUUGCUAGAGCUAUACUUCGGUGUCAGUGCUGAAAAUCACCGUGAUGUCGAAAAACAACCUGCUGGAGCUUUCAAUCCCUGGAUGCUCUGCGCUAUGGCUUAUGAGUGGGCAGACGAGGAACAAGAUAACUUGUCAGCAGCGUUCUCAAGCGCUGUCACUCACUGUCUUCGUUGCUUCAAUGAUCCUAGCGCCAACUUGCAGGACGCCGACUUCCUGCAAGCGGCAGUGGAGUGCAUCGUGCUUCCCUUGCAGGACGAGCUUCAUCAGUUCUUAGGGAGAUCAGGUCCAUGA
This is a messenger RNA of Didymosphaeria variabile, 1650 nucleotides long. RefSeq lists its product as uncharacterized. NCBI's taxonomy places the organism in Eukaryota, Fungi, Ascomycota, Dothideomycetes, Pleosporales, Didymosphaeriaceae. The transcript is spliced from 5 exons. The record is from RefSeq and is a predicted model, not a curated record. The coding region runs from base 1 to 1650 and encodes 549 amino acids.